AUGACGGGCGCCAGGAGCAUCCUCGGCUACAAGGGCGGCCGCGUCGUCCCCUACCGGGAGUCGGACGCCAGCGUCCGGGAGCGCUGCGCCGCCAGCGCCCUGCCCGUGCCGAGCCUGCCAGACGCGCCGCAGGGGGUGGCCACUUGGGAGACGGUGCGGGUCUGCCUCCGAGAGCUGCUGAGCCGCGCGGGCGGCGAGAUCAAGUUGCCCAACGUGAAGCGGCUGUUCCGGUCGGAGUUUGGCGUGCAGCUGAGCGAGACGGCGCUGGGGCACCAGAGGGUCCAGGACCUCCUGCAGGACCCGCGGCUGUGCGACGUCUGCGUGCUCCACAGGCGGGAGUCGGUGCACAUGGUGCUCGCGGUCGAGCCGCCGGCGGGCCCCCUGAUCCUCAGCACGACGCCGCCCGCCGGCGCGGCUGCCGCGCCGCUGGCACCGCAGCUGCACGACGCCGAUCGGGGAGAUGCGCCCCCGCGCGAGGCCUUCGUGUUUGGGGAGUUCGGGCCCCCGGGCGGCGCUGAGCCGAUGCUGCAGCCUGCGGCGCUGCACGCCUCCGAGGCCGCCUUCGCGGCCCUGCCGGCGCCGUCCUGCCAGGGGCUCGUCGGCGCGAUGCUGCCCGCCAUGCCGUGCCAGGGCGGCCUGGAGGUGCAGGCCCAGGAGGAGUGGAAGCGAUGGGCCCACGGGGGCGAGGAGGAGAAGAAGAUGGACAGCCCGUGGGACUACGGGGGCAGUGGCGACAGCUCGUCGAGCAGCACUGCCGACCGCUCGCGGGUGCCCAGCGACGACGGCGAGGCCACGUGCCCCAUCUGCCUCGUCCCGAUGUCGGAGGCAGAGGAGCGGUUCAUGGAGAGCCCAUGGGUUUUGCUUCCAGCUUCGCCGCCGGCCUCAUUGAGGGCAAGCAGCAGCGGCAACAUCCCUUACGUCGCAGCGGGCCUCUCUGGCGCGCUGGGUGGUCGCCCCGGUCGCUUCGCCGCGUUGCUGGAGGCGGAUGGAACUACCGAGACCUCCAAUGCCUCCCUGCACGUGCCCGACAUGGAGUCGGCCUCGCGUUCUGCUGCAAGGAGGCCAUGCAGCUCGCUGCCACCAUCCCUCCGGCUGGCUCCCAGCGCGGCGGAGCGCCGCCCCGCCGAGCCGUGA
This is a messenger RNA of Prorocentrum cordatum, 1134 nucleotides long. The record is from the annotation of a GenBank genome assembly. Lineage: Eukaryota; Dinophyceae; Prorocentrales; Prorocentraceae.